GCAGCCACUCGAUAGCUGCGGCUAACGAGGACAACCGCAGAGAGUCCCUGGCAGGGGAGAGCCUCCGAUGGGCCUGAGAAGGCAGCUGGAGGAAGCCCACACGGAUUUUUUUACCUUUUGGAUCCACUCCUGGGGGAAAGCUGAUGAGGUGGACGUCUUUCAGCUUUUCUUUCCAACGAGUCCACUAGAAUCUGACAACAAGACAACGCGAACCAUUCUGUUCCAAUCCGCCAUGGGGAAGACCGGACAGAGUACGGUGGACCUGAACUCCCCAUCUGACGUCAAACACGCGGUUCCUUUCGAGGAACUGGACCAGGUGACGCCCCCUAUGGACCAAGAGAAGAAAAAAGAGGAGCCCCUUGAUAGAGGAAGCUGGAAGGGCAAGUUCGACUUCCUGCUGUCAUGCGUGGGAUACGCCAUCGGCUUGGGGAACGUGUGGAGGUUCCCGUAUUUGUGCGGCAAAAACGGCGGAGGAGCAUUCCUGAUCCCAUACUUCCUGACGCUGGUGUUUGCCGGGAUACCACUGUUCUUCCUGGAGACGUCCCUGGGACAGUUCACCUCGGUGGGAGGCCUGGGAGUGUGGAAGCUCAUGCCGAUGAUGAAGGGUGUUGGUCUGGCUGCAGUAGUGCUGUCCUUCUGGCUCAACAUCUACUACAUCAUCAUCAUCGCCUGGGCGCUCUACUACUUGUUCAACUCCUUUGGUUCGGAGCUUCCCUGGCAAAACUGCAACAAUCCCUGGAACACGGACAAAUGUUUCAGCAACUACAGCCUGACGGACACCACCAACCUAACUAGUGCCGUCACCGAGUUCUGGGAGCGUAACAUGCACCAGCUGUCCGGUGGCCUGGAGGAGCCAGGAGAGCUUCGUUGGCCUCUGGUGGGCACCCUGGCACUGGCCUGGGUCCUCGUUUAUUUCUCAAUCUGGAAGGGAGUGGAGUGGACAGGGAAGGUGGUGUAUUUCUCAGCCACCUAUCCUUACGUCAUGCUCUUCAUCCUGUUCUUCCGAGGCGUCACCCUGCCGGGAGCCAUCGAUGGUAUCCGCUUCUACAUCACGCCGGACUUCAAUAAGCUCACACGCUCUGAGGUGUGGCUGGAUGCCGCCACCCAAAUCUUCUUCUCGUACGGCCUUGGCCUGGGCUCUCUCGUCGCACUGGGGAGCUACAACAGCUACAAUAACGACGUCUACAAGGACUCCAUCAUCGUGUGUUGCAUCAACUCCUGCACGAGCAUGUUUGCAGGUUUUGUCAUCUUCUCCAUUGUGGGAUUCAUGUCCCACAUCACCAAGAAGCCUGUGCAGGAACUCGCUGCCUCAGGUCCCGGUCUGGCGUUCUUGGCUUACCCUCAGGCAGUCACCCAGCUGCCCAUGUCGUCUCUGUGGGCCAUCCUCUUCUUCUCUAUGCUCAUGAUGCUGGGCCUGGACAGUCAGUUCUGCACGGUGGAAGGCUUCAUCACAGCUCUAAUGGACGAGUAUCCCUUAGUGCUGAGGAAGAGGAAGAAGGGCUUCAUCCUCAUUGUCUGCUUCAUCUCCUUCAUCAUCGGAUUCUCUAACAUCACGCAGGGCGGCCUGUACGUCUUCAAGCUGUUCGACUACUACUCCGCCAGCGGGAUGUGUCUCCUCUUCCUCGUCUUCUUCGAAACAGUCUCCAUAGCCUGGUUGUAUGGAGCUGAGAGGUUCUACAAGGACAUUGAGGACAUGAUCGGCUACCGACCCUGCGCUUGGUGGAAACUUUGCUGGAUGUUUUUCACGCCGCUCAUCUGUCUGGGCGUGUUUACCUUCAGCGCCGUGGAGAUGACGCCCUUGACUCUGGGAAAGUACGUGUACCCGCUGUGGGGCCAAACCAUCGGCUGGUUCAUGGCUAUGUCCUCCAUGGUGCUCAUCCCGGGCUACGUCGUCUACAUGUUCUGCAGCACGCCGGGAAGCGCCAAGCAGCGCUGGAAGAGGAUGACAACGUCCCAGCAGGACGACAAACCAUCAGGUCAUGACCUUUUUACUCACAUUGUUGGCGAAGCUCCCGUCUAGCACUCGCUACUCUCCUGAAAAAUAUUCACCUUCAACCCCUUUUUAAUCUUGCAGUUAAAAAUAAAGGACUUUGUGUAUUAAGACAAAGUGAGUUAGAUGUCUGAGAAUGAACAAAACACAAAACCACUUCAUAACCCAUUAGAGAAAUGUACAUAUAUGCUGCAUAUACUGUCUUACUAGAUCAUAUUUGACUUGUUUUAAGCAAGGAUGAUGUUGCAAGCAAAUGCAGUAUAAGAAAUAAACCAGUGGUGUAAAAAUGCAGUGGUAUUUUUCUAAAAGUAGCUUUCUGUAAAGAACUGCAACAAGUGUACUUUCAAAUAAACCAUAAA
This is a messenger RNA of Dunckerocampus dactyliophorus (ringed pipefish), 2349 nucleotides long. RefSeq names its product sodium- and chloride-dependent GABA transporter 1-like. Gene Ontology annotation, cellular component: membrane. The coding region runs from base 68 to 2020 and encodes 650 amino acids. The record is from RefSeq and is a predicted model, not a curated record. Lineage: Eukaryota; Metazoa; Chordata; Actinopteri; Syngnathiformes; Syngnathidae. The transcript is spliced from 15 exons. Gene Ontology annotation, biological process: sodium ion transmembrane transport.